This is a messenger RNA of Fragaria vesca subsp. vesca, 2430 nucleotides long. Its product is annotated as pentatricopeptide repeat-containing protein At4g32430, mitochondrial-like. Lineage: Eukaryota; Viridiplantae; Streptophyta; Magnoliopsida; Rosales; Rosaceae. The record is from RefSeq and is a predicted model, not a curated record. Gene Ontology annotation, biological process: RNA modification. Gene Ontology annotation, molecular function: protein binding; RNA binding. Bases 1 to 2376 code for a protein of 791 amino acids. The transcript has a single exon.
AUGAUUACCCGCCAAUUGAAUUUCAAAACCCUUCAACGAAUACGCAAGCCCCGACUUACAACCUCUACAAUCUGCUCAAAAUUCCAUUCUUAUAACCAUGAACACCACCUGUUCGACGAAAUUCCCCAACCAGAUGCUGCCGCAGUUAACCGCUCUAUGCUCAACUAUAUGCACAGGAACCUUUCUGCUACUUCCCUCGACAUUUUUACUAAGCAAUUUCAACAUUUUUCGUAUCCUUGUAAUAUUGAUGAAGUUACUGUUACCCUUGCUGUCAAGGCUUGCCAAGGAGACCCAAAACCCGGAUGCCAAAUCCACGGCUUUGCUGUUUCGUCUGGGUUUAUUUCUUAUGUUACGGUUUCUAAUUCAUUGAUGAGUAUGUACAAUAAGGCUGGGAGGUUUGAUAGUGCAAUGUGUAUCUUUGAUGGUAUGUGUUACACUGAUAUAGUUUCUUGGAACACUGUUCUUUCGGGGUUUCGGACGAGUGAGGGGGCAUUGAGUUUUGCUUGCAGGAUGCAUUCGAAUGGGAUUGCUUUGGAUCCGGUGACUUAUUGUACAGUUCUUGCGUUUUGUGGGGAGUAUGAGGAUUUUCUCUUUGGAUUGCAACUGCAUUCUCUCGUGUUUAAGUCUGGGUUGGAUUGUGAAGUUUUUGUUGGGAAUGCUCUUAUAAGUAUGUAUUCAAGGUGGAGACGUUUGAGAGAAGCUAGGAAUGUGUUUGAUGAAAUGCGGAAGAGGGAUGUGGUUUCAUGGAAUGCAAUUCUAUCAGGUUACUCUCAAGAGAGAAAUCAUGGCCUUGAGGCAAUUAUACUGUUCAUUGAAAUGGUGAGAGAAGGGAUGAAACUAGAUCAUGUCUCAUUUACUAGUGCUGUUUCAGCUUGUGGUCAUGAGAAGAACUUAAGACUCGGGAGACAGAUACAUGGCUUGACAGUAAAAUCAGGAUAUGAAAGUCAUGUUUCAGUUGGGAACGUGUUGAUCUCCACAUAUUCAAAGAGUGGUGUCAAUGAAGAUGCAGGAUUGGUGUUUCAGCACCUGAAAAACCGCAAUGUAAUUUCCUGGACUACAAUGAUUUCUAUGGACGAAGAGAAUGCCAUCUCUUUAUUUAACAAGAUGAGGUUGGAUGGAGUAUAUCCAAAUGAAGUUACAUUUGUUGGACUAAUCCAUGCAAUAUCAAACAGAAAGUUGGUGGAAGAAGGCCUUAUGAUUCAUGGGUUUUGCAGAAAGACUGGAUUUUUGUCGAAGCAUAAUGUCUGCAAUAGCUUUAUCACCAUGUAUGCUCAGUUUGAGUCCAUGGAUGAUUCUUUCAAGGUUUUUGAGGAGUUGGACUUCAGAGAAAUCAUUUCAUGGAAUGCUCUGAUCUCAGGCUAUGCUCAGAACAAGCUGUGUCAGGAUGCACUGAGGACAUUCUUGUCAGCAAUUAUGGAGUCCACGCCCAACAACUACACAUUUGGUAGUGUGUUGAGCGCAAUUGGUGAUGCUCAUGACAUUUCUCUGAAGUAUGGCCAGCGCUGCCACUCCUUUUUGAUAAAACUUGGAUCAGUUACUGACCCGAUUACAGCAGGUGCGCUCCUUGAUAUGUAUGCAAAGCGAGGAAGCAUUUGUGAGUCGCAAAGAGUUUUCAGUGAGACCCCUCACAGAACUCAGUUUGCUUGGACAGCAAUAAUAUCUGCAUAUGCUGGCCAUGGAGACUAUGACUCGGUGGUCGAAUUGUUCUACCAGAUGGAUAAAGAAGGGGUGAAACCUGACUCGAUCACAUUUCUUUCCGUACUAAGCGCAUGUAGUAGAAAGGGAUCAGUUGAGAUGGGCCGCCAUUUCUUUGAAUCAAUGGUUAAAGACUAUCAGAUAGUACCAUCUCCUCAACAUUAUGCUUCUAUGGUGGAUAUGUUGGGACGAGCUGGGAAGCUGGAGGAAGCAGAGGAACUGAUGAGUCAGAUGUCUGGACAGCCGAGUUUUUCUUUGUUGCAAAGCUUGCUCGGGGCUUGCACAAUACAUGGGAAUGUGGAGAUGGCUGAGAGAGUAGCAGGCGCUUUAAUGCGAAUGGAGCCAACUGAAUCAGGUUCUUAUGUGUUGCUGUCCAACUUGUAUGCAGAGAAAGGGGACUGGGAAAUGGUGGCAAAAAUAAGAAGACAGAUGAGAGAUAGGGGAGUGAGAAAGGAAGUGGGAUAUAGUUGGUUGGACAAUGGUGAUGCUGAUGGCUCUUUGUAUCUCCACGGGUUUUCGUCAGGUGAUAAAUCUCACUGCCGGUCUGAAGAGAUAUGUAGAAUGGCAAAGUUCCUAGGAUUAGAAAUGAAGUUUUUGAGAGAGAACAUGUCUGAUAUAGACUCUGUGAAACAAAACAGUGAGACACAUUCUGAAGUCCCUCGUGAUGAAGGCUUGUAUUAGGUACUUGUAACAUUUGAUUAUUCAUGAUCUUUUACUGUACUAAUAUUUUCUGGG